ACCAUGGCGGACGAAAGCCUGCACGUACCGGACACUAGCAUCGAUUUCCAUAUCGUACAGCUGUUCGAGCGGCUCGAGGCGAUGCGCAAGGAACCGGGCCAGAAGCUGUCCCGCUCGUUGCAAGGCCGCAUCAACAUGCAUACCGAGCUGCGCAGUCUGGAGCUGUGGAGGUCUAUUACGUGUGAAAGUUUAGCGUCGUUCUUCUACGUCUUUAUCGUGUGCGGUGCUGCAGCGGGUGCGGGCGUUGGGGCGAGUGUGUCCUCGGUUCUGCUGGCCACCGCCCUUUCCUCCGGCUUUUCCAUGAUUGCCUUGACGCAGUGUUUUUUACACAUUUCGGGUGCCCACAUUAACCCGGCCGUCUCGAUCGGGAUGCUUGUCUCGCGCCAAAUUUCACCCCUUCGUGCAUUGCUGUAUAUCGUGGCCCAAAGCGGUGGAUCGAUUGCUGGAGCAGCCCUGCUGUACGGUGUCACCGUACCCGGUUAUCAGGGUAAUCUUCAGGCGGCCGUUUCCCACAGCUCAUCCCUAGCCGCCUGGGAGCGGUUUGGCGUCGAGUUUAUCCUGACGUUUAUCGUCGUGCUGGCGUACCUCAUCUCGACCAGCUCUUUCAAGAAGUACUUCGGCUCGUCCGCGAUCGCCAUCGGCGCGGCGUACAGUGCGUGCAGCUUCGUAUCGAUGCCCUAUUUAAAUCCGGCUCGAUCGCUCGGCCCUUCGUUUGUGCUCAACAAAUGGGACAAUCACUGGGUGUACUGGGUAGGGCCGCUGGUUGGCGGUGCCGUGUCCGGUGUGCUGCACGAGUUCAUCUUCAGCGCCAAGCGUUCGGCGAAGCGCGCGAAGGACGAUGUCGACUCGAGCCUCAACUCCGAGGACGACAUCAACUACGACAUGGACCUGGAGAAACCGCAGCAACAGCCACCGCAUCAGGGCAAGUACCACCAGUACCGGCCACCGAGCGGCACCCUCACCGGAAGUCAGCAGCGUUACUGCCAAAGUAUCUACACGGCCGAGCCGACCUCGAAGGUGGAGCGGGUGGAACCGAUCUACGGUGGCACCAAGUCGAUGUACUGCAAGUCACCACCGUUGACGCGUGCCAACCUGAAUCGUUCACAGUCGGUGUACGCCAAAAGUAAUACCGCACUGAACCGCGAGCUGCCCGUGCGUUCCGGACCGCUCGUACCGGCCCAGAGCCUUUACCCUUUGCGCGUGUCUGCCGCACCGCAGACGCACCUCCAGAACCAGAACGUGCAGAACCAGCUGCAGCAGCGGUCGGACAGUAUAUACGGCAUCCGCAGCUCGAUGCGACAACCGGCGCCCACCGACGGGCGGAUGGGGGCCUCCCAAAUGCCACCGCAGAUGGCACCGCUGGGUGAUGGUCAGGGCUUCCAGCCGAUCUACGGAUCGCGCAACAAUCCCAACUGCUCCACCGAUGCGCUCAAGUUCGAUCGCGACCCGAACAGCCGCGAUGAUACGCUGAACUCCAAGUUCUCCCGCGGCACCGGAGCGAACCGGCCCGAAUCGAUGUACGGUGGUGCUGGGCAACGGCGCAUCCAUUCGGCACAGUCGGACGAUAGUUCGUACGGUUCGUACCAUGGUCCCGGACCGGCACUGACGCCACCAACCCGGAAUGCCAGCAACGGCAGCAGCACCUACAACCCGGUCGUAGGUACUGUGCUGCCAAACUACGAACGGAAGACAUCCUCAUCGUCUGCGUCGAACCAACAGCAGCAGCAGCAACAACAAUCUCAGCAGUCACGUGGUGCGGGUCAGAAUGGGUCCAGUAUACAGAACACGAGUCUACCACCGCCACCACCACCACUACACCACACGAUGCCAUAUUCCAUGCAUCCCGUGAGACAGAAUUAGACGUAGAAGAGACAUAGAACUCCAAUUCUCCCAGAAAUACCCCGAAACUCACCCUAAGCUAGUUGCUUCAAAUGACAACAAUCUUCAUCAGAUUUGAGGCUAGAAUGUAAGUGCUGUGAAUGAAGCAAAAAAAUGCAUGCGUGUGUGUGUGAUUGUGCGUGUACGAGUGCUAUUUGUAUUUGUGUUCCCCCGUCGUGUGUGUGCCCGUUUGGUGCACACCGUUUAAUGUAAGGUAACAGCCUGGUACGCACAGCAACCCACCGUUGUUGGUCCAGAUUGGCGACAAGCUUUUCUUCGGAAACCCCAGUGAGCUAAUGUGUAGUAGCUGCGAUUGUCCGGCAUCUGACAACCGAUGGUUGGCUAUUGAUCAUGUUUAAUUGAUCCGACACCAUCCCGGUUUUGGGUGACCGCAAUCCAUCUUUUUCUAAUAUUUAAACGAUCAUACAAACCCACGUCCCACUCUCAACUUGGCUUUCCCAUUUAUCGAUGGACCUGCAAAGGUCAGGCGCGACAUUCGAUAGCCUAAGCUGGUUUCCACUUGCUAUUAAGAGACUGAAUUUAUCCUAACCUGUUCGUUCGACUGCGCUCUAGCGGAGUACACCUCAUAUGCCAUAUAAUAUCAUGUAUCAUCUUAAUCUAAAGUCUGCGCGAAGAGAACAGAGAAGAGUGUUUGACAGGUUUCACCACGCAUGCUUCAUACUAUUCCAAAGCUCAGACUGAUCAAAUUGUGGGCAGUUCGUUUUCACGGGAGCGUACGCACUCCAGUUCCGUAGUACAAAUGUAUAUAGAUAGACGG
Molecule: messenger RNA, 2656 nt
Organism: Anopheles moucheti
Lineage: Eukaryota; Metazoa; Arthropoda; Insecta; Diptera; Culicidae
Gene: bib
Product: neurogenic protein big brain
Exons: 6
Coding region: 4-1860 (618 amino acids)
Biological process (GO): transmembrane transport
Cellular component (GO): plasma membrane
Molecular function (GO): water channel activity
Source: RefSeq, a predicted model, not a curated record